Molecule: messenger RNA, 1471 nt
Organism: Alnus glutinosa
Lineage: Eukaryota; Viridiplantae; Streptophyta; Magnoliopsida; Fagales; Betulaceae
Product: probable inactive leucine-rich repeat receptor kinase XIAO
Exons: 1
Coding region: 101-1345 (414 amino acids)
Molecular function (GO): protein binding
Source: RefSeq, a predicted model, not a curated record
CAUCGAAGCGAAUCUCAAAUAUCCAAGAUUCCUAGGUAACCACAUGAUCACUGUCUAAGAACACUACUACUCCGAAGUCUGAUCCUUUUGCUCAUAUCAUAUGGACAAACCAAUCUUCUCUCUGUUCUUCCUCCUCAUCUUCCUACUUCUUGCCUCUCCAUCCCAUCAACAACAUCCAAAGUUAAGCGCCCAAGAUCUCAAUGCGCUCAAAACCAUCAAAGCCUCCCUCACUGACAUCUCUGCAGCCUCCGCAUUCUUCUCCACCUGGGACUUCGCCUCACCCGAUCCCUGCUCUUCCUUUUCCGGCCUCACCUGCUCUCUUAUUUCUUCCUCUCUCCGAGUCACCGCUCUCUCUCUCGGCACCGGCCUCUCCGGCUCCCUCGGACUCGCCGGCUCCCUCUCCCCCUCCCUUUCCCAACUCACCCAGUUGACCCAACUCUUCCUCUUCCCCGGCCUCGUCACCGGUCCCAUCCCCUCCCAACUCGCCCGGCUCACCACCCUCCGAGUCAUCUCCUUAACCAACAACCGCCUCACCGGUCCCGUACCCACUUCUCUCGCUGCUCUAACAAACCUGCACACCCUCGACCUGAGCUACAACCAACUCACCGGGUCAAUCCCGCCGCGUCUCACCCAGUUGCCCGGUCUCAAGGUCCUCAUUUUGGCGUCCAAUUCCCUAUCCGGCGAGUUACCGCCCGUCUCGAGUCAGCUGUUACACUUGGACCUGAGGAGGAACAGAUUCAACGGGCUGCUGCCGUUACUGCCGUUAUCCCUCCGUUACCUGUCCGUUUCGCAGAACGAGAUGCGGGGCCCACUCAACGGCUUGGCAUCGCUCUCCGAGUUAGUGUACCUGGAUCUGAGCAUGAACCAGUUCAGUGGGCCCAUCCCGGCCCCACUCUUCACGCCGACCCUCUCCCCUCUACUACUGCAACGGAACAAUUUGUCCGGUGGGGUCCUCCCCGUGGGCCCGACCAGACCGUCGUACGGCGAGGGUUCGCUCGUGGACUUGAGUCAUAACAAGUUAAGCGGAGAGUUAUCGACGGUUCUGGUCGGGGUGGAGAAUUUGUUCUUGAAUAACAACCGUCUCACCGGCAGUGUGCCGGUGGAGUAUUUGGAGAGCGUGUCUCGUGGCAGCACCAAGACGUUGUAUUUGCAGCACAAUUAUAUAAGCGGGGUCAGUUUGGAACCCGGGGCGGCAUUGCCCGACACGGCGUCGCUGUGCCUGUCGUAUAACUGCAUGGUCCCGCCGUCGGUGGGUCUGACGGCGUGCCCCGCCAGUGCCGGUUCAAGGAUCUCGAGGCCGGCGUGGCAGUGCUCGGUGUUCAACAAUGGCAGCUCCAAAGGGUGAUUAUCAAUAUUUAUGAAAAAAAGAAAAAGAAAAAAAAGAUUGGAUUUUGUUAUGGUAAGUGAGUGUUAUGUAAUAUCUUAAUAUUUUUAACAUGAAGAAGAAGAGGGGUGAUACAUAUUUCAUAUA